GAACCAUCCUCAUUAAGGGUGAAGGCUCUCUCUCUCUCUCUCUUUCUCUCUCUCUCUCUCUCUGACUGUCUCUCGUUCUUCCUCUCCCUGAGCUUGUUGGCUAUUCAACCAUGGCUGUCGAGUCCGUGGAAGUAGCCAAGACCAUCAAGCCAGAGGAAUACCCAAUGUCCAGAAACUUCGUUAUCCUUCAAGUCUUGCUGAGGCUUUUGGCUGGGGUUGCGGCACUAGCUGCUGCAAUUACCAUGGCCGUGAACAAGACAACGUUUGUCUACUUUGGCCUGUCCAUCACGGCCAAAUACAACUACUCUGGGGCAUAUGAGUUUUUCGUCGGCGCGAAUUCGAUUGCUUUUGCUUACGCUACGGCGUCCGCUGUCUUCUUGAAGCUGAAAUCUUCAUCUCUCAAACCCAAAUGCCAAUUUCUGAUUUUUUUCUCGGACCUGACAAUGGUGGCUUUGCUCAUAGCCGGCUGUUCGGCGGCGCUUGCAGUUGGAUACAUUGCGAAAUACGGCAAUGCGCACGCCGGCUGGAUCCCCGUCUGCCGUUACAUGGAGUCGUUCUGUAAUAUCGGUGUCAUUUCAAUAGUGUUUUCUUUUGGUGCCUUCCUAGUUUUCUACCUGCUUGCAGCCAUCACCAUGAAAAGCCCUAGGCAAAUACCCGUAGCCUCGUGUUAGUCUCCUCAUGAGUUCUCUCAUGGCAGUGUACAUGAUACCACAGGUACUCAGGAAUCCCAGAAUAUACGUUACCAACAGCUACCUGCAAGAUGUUUUUUUUUUCUCGUGAAGGUCAGAAUAAGGAAGCUUCUCAAGUUCUCUUGCCAACUCUUGUUCUCUAACAUCCUAUCCUACCGAAUACUCGUGCCGUUGCCGUUGUAAGUAGACAAUCUAUUGCUAUCUGAACAUGCAAUGUUGAUGCAA
Molecule: messenger RNA, 914 nt
Organism: Nymphaea colorata (pocket water lily)
Lineage: Eukaryota; Viridiplantae; Streptophyta; Magnoliopsida; Nymphaeales; Nymphaeaceae
Product: CASP-like protein 1F1
Exons: 3
Coding region: 111-671 (186 amino acids)
Source: RefSeq, a predicted model, not a curated record